CCCCUGUCGGGGGACAGGCCCGACCUAAGGCGAGCAUGCCCACGGUCCGACGGAAUCGGGGCGCUUGGCCACAGCCAUGUUGGCUCCACCCCCUUCUCUCCAGGGGCGUUCAUAUGCAACAUUAGUAAUAGCAUGCUCUCCCUGCGCCUCCCAUCCAACACUCCGAGAACGACCCAGGCCGCCCUCGAGCACCUCUGAGAAUGUCAGGGGAGGGCUUCCUCGGCGGACCCGGCGGCGCGGGCUUGGCCGCGGGCAGGGUCUUCCUACCAGGCGCGCCGAUCCCGUACGCGCGCUCUGGCUUCGUGCCUGAGUUCUUCCUGGCAGGUGGUCGGCACGAGGAUGAUCAUGUGACCUCUCUGAUUUUUGUGUUCUGUUGCACCAUGUACGGCUCUCUCAUCGCGGCGUGGCUCCUGUACCUGAAGCUGGUGCCCGUCAGGAAGGACAGUUGCCCCCUGCGCAUCGGGAUGGUGUGCGCGUCGUGGGCUUCCUGUUCAGUCGGCAUGGUCGUACUCAACGUGGAGCUGUCCAGGACGCUCGAGGCGCCUGCCCUGAUCGCCAUGGCGCAGAUGGUCCUGGGCUUCGGCGCCAUGGCGGCGAUCUGGGGCAGGGAGCUGCUGGCGGCCAGCCGCAGGCAGCUGGCAUACUGGACUGUGGUGUCCCUGUUUUUCGCAGGGAUGCUCUGCUCAUCGAUGUACACGAUGCAGCACAUCUCCAUGUCGCUCUUCACGGUCAUCCGGAACCUGAUGCCUUUGGUCGCGCUUCCUCUGGAAGCAGCAGUGAUGCCCGUGAAGAAGAGGCCCAGGAUCGACGAGUGGAUCGUGAUCUCCUUGCUGGUGACGCUGGCCGGAGCAGUUCUGUAUGCGCAGGGUGUCCGAGACGUGUCGAUCCUUGGCAUCUCAUGCGCAUGUUUGAACAUGUUCAUCACCGUUGGUGACAAGGUACUGCAGCGGCGGCUGCUGACACAGGAGUGCAAGGACCUGCGCGCGGUCGUCUGCACGAUGGUGGUCAACCUUUUAGGCAUGCUGCCCUGUUGUGCACUUGCCCUUGCCACCGGUCAGGUCCGUGAGCUGCCCAAGCACAAGAGCGAUUGGACGGACCCGAGAGUGGUCACGUUGCUCUGCUUCUCCGGGGUCAUCGGCAUCGGGAUUGGAGCUCUGAGUUUCGAGGUGCAGCGGCAUCUCAGCGUCACGUCGUUCAUGAUCUUGCACAACUUUCCCGAAAUCGCGGUCAUCUUCAUCAGCGUGGUGAUAUUCGGAGACACCAUGGGGUCCUGGGUGUCCUGCUCGGGCCUCCUCGUCAGCCUGUUGGGCGGCUUCAUGUAUAGCCGCUUGCAGAUGAGGCCAGACGCCGAAGAAGAGCCCCUCGUUGACGAGAGAAGAUCGGAUGCUAAGGCCCAGAAGGCGUGCGUGGCCUGACACUGCGCAGUUGUCUUGACGCGCAGAAUCAAGGCCCUGAACACGUAAAGAUCAAGCACAUGGCCCCUUUACAAUCAAGAUGUUGAGCGUUGACAUCAGGAUCAUUUUCGGCUCAGAAGGGGCUCUGGCUUCUGAGCCGUUCCUCAGAUCUAUAUCUGAAACAUUUUCGUGGCCUAGGCUCGCCGGGGCCAGAGAAGCCCCUUGGCUGUUCAUUCCGUGUUCCGUAUGGCAGCACGUCGGCCGUCACUCUGCUGCAGCGGAAUGACGGCGGAACCCCUUGCAGGGAAGGGCUCCUAGGCUAGGUCCUAGGGGCGGCGGGGCGCCAGGCUGCUGGUGCAGUGCGCUGUGUCCUCGGGACUCGGGGCUCGCACCACAACGACCGUAUGACACGCAGGCCCGCGAGGCACCCGAGCUCUGAACAUCG
This is a messenger RNA of Prorocentrum cordatum, 1839 nucleotides long. Lineage: Eukaryota; Dinophyceae; Prorocentrales; Prorocentraceae. The record is from the annotation of a GenBank genome assembly.